GGAGAGAGUGCUGGAGCCGGCGGAGAAGCCCCGCCUUCGACACACACACAUACACACACGCGCGCGCCGCUGCGUGUCUAUUGUGAAGCUUUGUGCGGGGGAAGCACCGCGUUUUCUCUCCUUCGCAGUUUCUCUCUACCGGCCCCUUCCCCCCCCCGCGCGCUCUCACGGAUCAUCCCUUCCUCUCCCCCCCCCCGAAAUCUGACGAGCGCCUGUCCGCGAGGGGGGCGGCUAUUGAGAGUUCGAACUUCAAACCCAAACGGACCCGGUUGGCACGAGCCCAACAGACACAGAAAGGGGAGGGGUUGAGCGGCGGCUGUGUGAAGAUGUGAAGAGAAGGACGGUGCUGCUGGCUAUUGCUGUGAAAACGGGCAGAGAGAGACGAUGUGACCGUUUCCUGGCCAGAGAUGAGACACAAGUGAUUGCAGUGUAUGCUUUCCUGUAAUGAAGCAAUACCUGUUUAUGCACAGAAGACUAUUUUGAGAGUGUAAAAUCAAACACCUCCUGGAGUGUUAUUGGUAGAAGACAACUGAAAAGCAAAAGGUGUGCUGUGUCAUCGAUAUCUCAGGAUGCCACUGGUAAAAAGAAACAUAGACCCUAGGUAUCUUUGCCAUACAGCACUACCACGAGGCAUCAAGAAUGAACUGGAAUGUGUUACAAAUAUUUCCUUGGCAAAUAUAAUCAGACAACUAAGCAGUCUAAGUAAAUAUGCAGAAGAUAUAUUUGGUGAGCUUUUCAAUGAGGCACACAGUUUUUCUUUCCGAGUGAACUCCUUGCAAGAACGUGUGGACCGUUUAUCUAUCAGUGUUACACAGCUUGAUCCAAAAGAAGAAGAACUUUCACUACAAGAUAUAACAAUGAGAAAAGCUUUCCGAAGUUCCACAACUCAAGAUCAGCAGCUUUUUGACCGCAAGAGUCUGCCCAUUCCUUUGCAAGAGACGUAUGACACAUGUGAACAGCCUCCUCCACUCAACAUACUUAGCCCUUACAGAGAUGAUGGGAAAGAGGGUUUGAAGUUUUACACCAAUCCUUCCUAUUUCUUUGAUCUAUGGAAAGAAAAGAUGUUACAAGACACAGAAGACAAAAGAAAGGAAAAAAGAAAGCAAAAGCAGAAGAAUCUAGAUCGUCCUCAUGAACCGGAAAAAGUGCCGCGGGCUCCUCAUGACAGGCGCAGAGAGUGGCAGAAGUUAGCCCUGGGUCCAGAGCUUGCUGAAGAUGACGCCAGUCUCUUACAUAAGCACAUUGAAAUUGCAAAUGGCCCUGCGUCACAUUUUGAUACGAGACCUCAGGCAUAUGUGGAACACAUGGAUGGACCCUAUUCCCUUUCUGCAUUGCCAUACAGCCAGAUGAGUGAAUUGCUGAAUAGAGCAGAGGAACGUGUCUUAGUCAGGCCACAUGAGCCACCCCCACCUCCACCAAUGCAUGGAGCAGGAGAUGUGAAACCCAUUCCAGCCUGUGUCAGCUCUACCACAGGUUUGACUGAAAAUCGCCCUCAGUCACCUGCUACUGGCAGAACAUCGGUGUUUGUGAGUCCUACUCCUCCUCCUCCUCCACCACCACCCCUUCCAUCCGCCUUGUCAACUUCUUCAUUAAGAUCUGCAAUGACUUCCACUCCUCCACCUCCAGUGCCGCCACCUCCACCCCCUCCAACAGCUGUUUUGCAAGCUCCAGCUGUGCCUCCGCCCCCAGCUCCUCUCCAGAUUGCUCCUGGAGUGCUUCACCCUGCUCCUCCUCCAAUUGCACCUCCUUUGGCACAACCCUCUCCUCCUGUCACCAGAGCGGCUCAAGUAUGUGAAGCCGUUCCAGUUCCACAGGGCGAAAUGCAAGGACUUCCUCCACCUCCUCCUCCUCCUCCAUUGCCACCUCCUGGCAUCCGACCCUCAUCACCUGUUACAGCACUCUCCCACACCCCCACAGCUGUUGCCCCUGGGUCUCACGUUCCAAUAAUGCCUCCAUCACCACCAUCACAAGUCACUCCUGCUCCUGAACCCAAGCGUCACCCAUCAACACUACCUGUCAUCAGCGAUGCCAGAAGUGUCCUUCUGGAAGCAAUACGAAAAGGUAUUCAGUUACGAAAAGUUGAAGAGCAACGUGAACAAGAAGCUAAACACGAGCGUGUUGAGAAUGAUGUUGCCACCAUCUUGUCUCGUCGCAUUGCUGUGGAAUACAGUGAUUCAGAAGAUGACUCAGAGUUUGAUGAAGUUGACUGGUUGGAGUAGAAUGUAUAUCUGCUACUAAACUGAAUGCUGAUGUCCAUUGUGGUGCUUGUUCUUUAAAACUGUUUGGUCAUUUCUAGUGUUUUUGUAUUUUCUUUAUAUAAUCCAUGUUUUUCUACUUUUCAGUUCACAAAAUGUUGGCACAUCUUUGAAACUAAAUGUUUUACAGUGAUACAGCUCUUUUAAAAGAGUGUAAUUUUGUUCCAGUAGACCACUAAGUAUUAAGCAUGGGCAGCUGUUGGUAGAGUAGCAGAUUUAAAUUUUCUGGCAUAUCUUUAACUGUGCACUUUGUGAAUUUUAAGUUAUGAAGGCAGAAACUUUCAGGAGAGUUGUAUGUAGUAAUGAGCAUUACUACUCUGGUAACAGUUUAAAAACAGAGAAGGGUGUACUCCAUCAAGUGCUGCAAUUCCCAGGUACUUCAUAGGGAUUUGAGCAGGAGAAGAACUUGGGGGGGUUGCACCCUAGUUAUUACGGCCUUGAUUAAAUCUGUACAUUACAAGGUACAUGUAGUUCUAGCAGCACUGGACACAUUGAAAGAAAAUCAAAUAAUGAUCUUUGGGGGUUAUUGUUGUUUUUAAUUAAAAAUUAUGGCCUUAUUUGAAUGUUUUAAGAUUUUCUUUACUGGUACCUAUUGUGUGAUACUAUUUUGCCUGCUUGAAAGUUUGACCCUCCUCCCCCACCUUGUGAAAUCUUCUGACUUAGCCAUUCUAUGUAACUUAUGUAACUGUUAGAAAUAACAGUUUGAUUUAAAUAAAUGGUUUGUUUUAAAUGUUUCUAGCUGUUGCUUUUUUCAGCACCGAGUCACUUUAAGAGCCUUACUAUAUAAGAAACAAAAACAACAGCAGACAACACCAAUGUUUGGGUGAAUUUGUAGCCCUACUCAGAGGGAAUUUAUUGCCUUAAGUAAGUCAGGAACUACUUAGGACGAAUAAACCAAUCACACUAACCAAAAUUAAAACAAUUGCUUGUUUCUUAAAUUAGCUGUGCUAUGAAAACAUUAGCUUCAGCUGAAUUUACCCAAUCCUCAAGUUCUUUAUCUACAGAUUAAUCAUAAUUAAUAAUUGUUCCCAUACACCGCUGGAAAACCAGGGUCAUCACCUUAAAAACAACAACAACCAUGUUGAUGCUUUUUUAUGUUUCUAUAGCAAAAUACUGUUGCUUUUUGUCCAUGUGGUUUGUAUCUGCAAUUUGAUUCCUUCCCAAACAGUUAAAAUAACAAAAAGGGUCAAAACACCAAUUUGAUUUAGCUAAGUAAUGAAGAACCUAAGGCACUGUUUAGUUUAACACGAAAUAACUUGGCUUCUCAAUUUUAACAGUCUG
Messenger RNA from Zootoca vivipara (common lizard), 3536 nucleotides. It is a transcript of the gene WASF1, whose product is annotated as WASP family member 1. NCBI's taxonomy places the organism in Eukaryota, Metazoa, Chordata, Lepidosauria, Squamata, Lacertidae. The record is from RefSeq and is a predicted model, not a curated record. Gene Ontology annotation, cellular component: cytoskeleton; SCAR complex; lamellipodium. Gene Ontology annotation, biological process: positive regulation of Arp2/3 complex-mediated actin nucleation; actin cytoskeleton organization. Gene Ontology annotation, molecular function: actin binding; protein kinase A regulatory subunit binding; Arp2/3 complex binding.